Papaver somniferum (opium poppy) is the source of this 1395-nucleotide messenger RNA. RefSeq lists its product as uncharacterized. Gene Ontology annotation, molecular function: RNA-DNA hybrid ribonuclease activity; nucleic acid binding. Lineage: Eukaryota; Viridiplantae; Streptophyta; Magnoliopsida; Ranunculales; Papaveraceae. Bases 1 to 1395 code for a protein of 464 amino acids. The record is from RefSeq and is a predicted model, not a curated record. The transcript is spliced from 2 exons.
AUGGCAUGGAGAAUCUGUUCUGAAUCUAAUAAUCUAAUGGUGCAACUUCUAAGAAGCAAAUAUUUUAGAAAUGGAGAUAUACUUCACCAAAAGAUUGAAGCAAAAAACUGCUCCUAUGUUUGGAAUGGCAUCACUAAAGGUAUGAUUGUAGCCCAACAACAUUAUUUUAUGAAAAUCAAUAAUGGUAGAGGAACUAAGAUAUGGCUAGACAGAUGGAUCCCAGGUAUGACAACUCCACCAGUACCAGUUAAUGAAUUGUUCAGAUUUUAUGCAGAUGUUGUUGAGCUUAUUAUUCCUGGAAGACAAGAUAUAUGGAUGCCUUCUAAGGAUGGUAAUUUAUCUGUUAGGAGUACUUACAAUAAGCUUAGUCACUGUGCCAGAGAAGCUAAUGUCAAUGGAAUAAUUAUUGAUUUUGUGAUUUGGAAAAAACUGUGGAAAUCUGGAGCCACUCAUAUAAUUAAGCUCUUCAUAUGGAAGUGUAUCAGGGAGAUUAAUCAAACAAGAGAUAAGCCGGAAGUCCAUAAUGCUGAGCAAGAAACACAAUGUGGUUGUUGUGGCACUGGAAUUGAGACUAUUGAACAUUUGUUAUUAGAAUGUAGACAUGCCAGAAUUGUGUGGAGAGGAGUAAAUAUCAACAUUGAUGCAGUUAGAAAUAACUGUACAAGUGUGUCAGAUUGGUGCACAGGUUGGUUCACAACAGAUAAUAGCACAAAUGAACAUUGGUUGUUUACCUUAAUGAUUGGUGCUUGGAUCAUCUGGAAGGACAAAUGUGAUUCAAUUUUCCAGGGAGUUACUCUAAACCCAUUUAAUUCUGUGCACAAAAUUAACUAUCAUUUGCUUUCUCAUCUGAAAUCAUAUAAUCUUGCACAUGGACUUAUGCAUAACAUUACAUCUCACUGGAUACCUCAUUCACCAGGCAUUCUUAAUAUUAAUGUAGAUGCAUCUUUUGACAACAUUAUUCGGAAAACAUGCACUGGUCUAAUUAUUCGUGAUGAAACAGGUGCAUGUAGAGGGAUCAAAGGAAGUUUCGUACAUGGAGCAUUGAACACAGAAGAAGCAGAAUGUAUGGAAAUUCGUGAAGCACUUGCAUGGGCAAAGGAAAAAUCUUAUAACAAAAUCCAAAUAGAAGCAGAUGCUAAGCUUGCCAUUCAGUCUAUCACAGGCACUACUUCAUUAAUUCAGUGGGAAAACAGAAAUAUUCUGAAAGAGAUUAAACAUUUAUCUUCUUGUUUUAGUUUAUGCAAUUUUUCUUUCAUCGGUAGAGAUGACAAUCAAGUAGCAUAUGCAGUGGCUAAGUCAGUUAGAACUUCAGAAUUAGAUAUUGAGCUUUAUGAUAAUUUCAGUGCCAAUAUUUGUAGUCUUUUGGCAAAAGACUCAAGUACUAUUGAUCAAUAA